Messenger RNA from Vigna umbellata (rice bean), 3331 nucleotides. RefSeq names its product protein kinase family protein (gene THE1). Gene Ontology annotation, molecular function: ATP binding; protein kinase activity. NCBI's taxonomy places the organism in Eukaryota, Viridiplantae, Streptophyta, Magnoliopsida, Fabales, Fabaceae. Gene Ontology annotation, biological process: protein phosphorylation. The record is from RefSeq and is a predicted model, not a curated record.
CAACCUCCGACCCUUCUCUAUCUUGAAGCCGCGUUAAAGUGGGUCCCACUUAUCGUUGAACCCAGCGCAACAACCAUUUUCUUCCAAGCCAUGUUCUUUUGUUUUUCUUCUUCCUUUAGACUUCAAAUCACAAUUAUUAAUAUAUUGUCAUUUGAUUCAUAUCAUAUUGUAUACUAUAGAACCUUUUUAGUAGUUGUAAGCCUCAAUUCCUAAACUUCCUUCCGUUGUUUAUUUAUUUAUUUGUUUAUUUUCUUCAUUUUGUUACUUUGGUUACGAAGAUUCUGAGUUUUGAAAACUACACCACACCACAGAAUCUUCGAGUAACAGCUGGUUGUACGGGAGUUUCAACCUGCAAGUUUGAAGCUUUGAUAGCACUUUUUGAUUUUUAUUCUUAUUUUCUCUUUCUGGGGUCCACUUUUUCCCACUGUAAUUGACAGCCUAAUCAACAGCCUGGAAAAGGUGUUUGCAAUGCGGCCACACUAAAAAGCUAAACUUGAUGGGAUUUUGGUGAUGGGGUUCACGUAAUCUUAAUUGGGUCGCAUUUUGUUUCAGACUCUGAGCCAAGUUAAUCACUUUGGUAGAAGCAAGUUUAUUCACGGCUUAAAGGGUUUUUCUGUGGCUCGGGGGAUAAAGUUAAGGUUAAAGGCUUAAAGGUUGUUUAAAGGGUAUUGCUUACAAUUGUUUUAUGGAUUGGUGCAUUCUUGGGGAACUACAAUGGUGAUGAUGAAACUUGUAAAGUGGGUUUCCUUUGUUUUUGUUGUUUAUUUGUUUUUGGUGAAUGGUUCGUCUGCUACAUUCACUCCUAGUGAUAAUUAUCUAAUUACUUGUGGUUCCUCUCAAAGUAUCACUUUCCAAGAUCGCACCUUCGUCCCCGAUUCACAGCAUUCUUCACCGGAGUUGAAAACCUCUAAUUCUGUUGUUGCUAGUUCAAAUUCUAGCGUCCCUUUCCCAAUAUAUCAAUCAGCUAGGAUUUUCACUGAGAAAGCGUCUUAUAGGUUUAAGGUUGAUGAAGGUAGGCACUGGCUGAGGCUAUAUUUUUCCCCUCUUACCAACUCAGCCCAUAAUUUGACUGAAGCUGUUAUAACAGUGGUCACUGAUGAUUUUGUCCUCUUGUGCAACUUCUCCUUUAGGAACUACAAUGGUUCAUAUAUGUUUAGGGAGUAUGCCAUCAAUGUUACCUCUGAUACCUUAACUGUCACCUUCAUUCCUUCAAAUGGUUCGGCAGUAGCUUUCGUCAAUGCAAUUGAAGUUGUAUCAAUGCCAAAUGACUUGUUUGUUGAUCAGGCAUUGGCCCUUAACCCAACCGCACCAUUCAAUGGCCUUUCUGAACUUGCUUUUGAGACUGUUUAUCGCUUAAACAUGGGAGGUCCCUUGCUCACUCCCCGGAAUGACACCCUGGGAAGGACUUGGGAGAAUGAUCAGAAAUACCUCCAUGUGAAUAGUUCAGUCACUAAUGUGUCUGUUAACCCUUCCAGCAUUAAGUAUCAUCCGGGUGUUACACCUGAGACAGCACCCAAUUGGAUCUAUGCCACUUCUGAAGCAAUGGGGGAUGCAAAUGUGGCCAAUUCAAAUUUCAACAUCACUUGGGUCUUUACUGUGGAUCCAAACUUCUCCUAUUUCAUUCGGGUGCACUUUUGUGAUAUUUUUAGCAAGUCUCUCAACACUCUAGUAUUCAAUUUGUUCAUCAAUACUGACAUAGCUCUUGGAAGCCUUGACCUCUCAUCCAUAACUAAUGAUUUGUCUGUGCCUUACUAUAAGGACUUUGUUUCCAAUGCCUCAGCUGACUCCAACAUUUUGACAGUGAGUGUUGGUCCUGAUACAAUGGCAGAUAUCACAAAUGCCACUAUGAAUGGAUUGGAGGUCAUAAAGAUCAGUAAUUCAUUCAAGAGCUUGGAUGGACUUUCUUCAGUUGAGAGUCUCCUUCCCAGUUCAUCAUCAAGUAAAAGCAAGACGGGGAUAAUAGUAGGUUCUUCUAUUGGAGUUGUGGCUGCCAUAGCUUUGCUUGGUUUGUGUUACUGCUGCAUGGUGAGAUACAAAUCAAAGUCUACUGAACAAGGUCAUUCUUGGUUGCCUUUACCCUUGUAUGGAAACUCUCAGACCAUGACAAAAAUGUCAACAACAUCUCAGAAGAGUGCAACUGCAAGCUGCAUUUCUUUAGCUUCGUCAAAUCUCGGACGGAUCUUCACUGUUCAAGAGAUCCUCGAUGCAACCAACAAGUUUGAUGAGAAGCUGCUUCUUGGUGUCGGUGGCUUUGGAAGGGUUUAUAAAGGAACACUUGAAGAUGGGACCAGUGUCGCUGUUAAAAGGGGGAACCCCAGAUCGGAACAAGGUCUUGCCGAAUUCAGAACAGAAAUUGAGAUGUUAUCCAAGCUUCGCCAUCGCCACCUUGUGUCCCUCAUUGGCUAUUGUGAUGAGAGAUCCGAAAUGGUUCUUGUAUAUGAAUACAUGGCGAAUGGACCUCUCAGGAGUCAUUUAUAUGGAACAGACCUACCACCACUGUCAUGGAAGCAACGGCUCGAAAUUUGCAUUGGAGCAGCAAGAGGUCUUCAUUAUCUCCACACGGGAGCAUCUCUAAGCAUAAUUCACCGCGAUGUAAAGACAACUAACAUCCUCUUAGAUGAUAACUUUGUUGCCAAGGUUGCUGACUUUGGCCUCUCCAAAACUGGUCCUGCUCUUGAUCAGACUCAUGUGAGCACUGCUGUCAAAGGUAGUUUCGGUUAUCUUGAUCCUGAAUACUUCAGAAGGCAACAGCUAACAGAGAAAUCAGAUGUGUAUUCGUUUGGAGUAGUUUUGAUGGAAGUGUUGUGCACAAGACCAGCCUUGAACCCUGUCCUUCCUAGGGAACAGGUUAACAUAGCUGAGUGGGCAAUGACAUGGCAGAAGAAAGGAAUGCUUGAUCAGAUCAUGGAUCAGAAUCUAGUGGGGAAAGUAAAUCCUGCUUCUCUGAAGAAGUUUGGGGAAACAGCUGAGAAGUGCUUGGCCGAGUAUGGAGUGGAUAGGCCUUCUAUGGGUGAUGUUUUGUGGAAUCUUGAAUAUGCUUUGCAGCUUCAAGAGACCUCAUCAGCACUCAUGGAGCCUGAAGAUAACAGCACAAACCACAUCACUGGAAUUCAGUUGACUCGUCUUGAGCCUUUUGACAACAGUGUUAAUAUGAUUGAUGGGGGCAACUCUUUCACAGAUGAUGAUGCAGAAGAUGCUGCCACAAGUGCAGUGUUCUCACAAUUGGUAAAUCCUCGCGGAAGAUGAGUUCUUCUGAUGUCUCCUUGAUUCUGGCCUUGGACUUACUAACAAGUCCUGAUUUGUGAAUCAAUGUUACUUUCCAUUUCGUUUA